Messenger RNA from Branchiostoma belcheri (Belcher's lancelet), 2200 nucleotides. Its product is annotated as DNA damage-regulated autophagy modulator protein 2-like. The record is from RefSeq and is a predicted model, not a curated record. NCBI's taxonomy places the organism in Eukaryota, Metazoa, Chordata, Leptocardii, Amphioxiformes, Branchiostomatidae. The transcript has 8 exons. The coding region runs from base 234 to 1070 and encodes 278 amino acids.
UAGUUAGAAGCAGGAAGAGUUAGUAGUUGAAACUAUAGUACAGUAGUAAUUCAGAGAUGGGGUUUUCUGCGCGUGAAAAAAUUGUGCGUGAAUUUGGUAUUGCAUAUUUUCUAACAUAUUUUGGGGACUUUGGGGUAUUUUUCACUUGCAAAUUUUUCACAUGCAGGCAACCUGUUCUCGUAAUUCAUUUUAAACCCAUAUUUGCUGCAUACUAAACUCUCUUUUUAAUUACUAUGCUGGUGAAUCAUUGGAGAAAUGCAAAGAAACAGAAAACACUGGUAGGGAACAUGAGGAACUCUGCGGGGAGAGACAGUAAGCCCAGGAUGGGUUCCCAUCCCUGCUGUGUGCUGCCUAUCGUGGUGGGCGUCGGCACAAUCAUCAUGUUCUUUGUAUGCUAUGUCAUUGCAGUCAACAACAAUCACACUGUAAGAAACUUCCCUUUUAUAAGUGACACAGGAGUGUACCCUCCGGAGAGUGGAAUCUUCACCAUGGCUCUCAACCUGUCUGCAUUUGGAGGUCUUGUGCUGAUGUACCUGAGGUAUUGUUACAUCUCACAAUGUGACGGUCCGGCCAAACUUAACAAGUUCACUUUGGGCUGUGGUGUUCUUGUCUGCCUCGGUCUGAUGAUGGUCGGUGCCUUUCAGUGGGCGACCAUGUUGUAUCCCCACAUGGUGGGUGCUGUGAUGGCCUUUGCCCUGGGUAUUGUGUACAUCUGGCUGGACACCAUCAUCAGCUACAAGCUCCGGCCACUGUCCACCGGCAUAUGGGCCUUCAGGAUACGGCUGUUGGUGUCUACCCUCGCUACAGUGAGCGGCGGUGUCAUGUUUGUGUUUGGUGGGAUUAUCUUCUCCACAGAUAACUACCUGUACGAGGUUCGUCUGGCUGCGGUGGGCGGUGAGUGGGCCCUGGGGAUCGGACUUCUCCUCUACAUCAUCACGCUGUGUGCCGAGAUCAGGACAGUCAAGAGGAUCGCCGUCAUUAUGGACAUCUCGGGAAGGUUCGAUGUGUCCAACUCCCACGAGUUAAGGGCUUCCAGGGUUUUCGCUAACCGUGAUUUAAUCCCUGAGUAAAGUUACUGCAGUAGCAAAGAUCCUCUAUACCUCAUUUCUGGACCACAGAGUUUUAGAGUUUUCUCCUAUCUUUCCUUUCUUUUCAAUUCUCAACAAUAUUAUUAGACCUCUAGUAUUAAAGAACAAAAUCUAGGGUACCAAAUCUAGACUUAAGAAUUUAAAUUUGUUUUUUGUGUGCCAAAGAAAUUUUUCCAAGAACUGGAUAAGACAAUGUCAUAUUGUCAUAAGUUUAUACAUGUACCUGUUUUUUUUAAUUUCUGUAUCUUCAAAAAGACAUACAGGAUCACCAAUGGCUGCCAAAAAUCUUAAGGUUGUACAUCCAUUUCAUUAGUUCACUUAUAUCCUACUUUUUAGGAAAUACCAUGGCUGGGUCUGAAUGGCAGUGUACUUUACUAGUAUGGUGAAAGAGCACAAUAUUGCUGGAUCAAAGACUUUUAUGUUGAUGUCAGCUCUGUAUAUUUGUGUUUCAGUACCUUGUUCUUGUGACUGGAAAGAAAUGGAUCAGCGAAAAGUAUGGGGAGUCACUCUUUUUGUGGAUAGUUGUGUGAUAGCUCAGCUUUUUUAUUUUUUCAAAUUCUCCAUGGUCUUGUCUUCCAUUUAUUUUCUAGCAACAAUUGCAAUGUAUGAAACCUGCUGCUAUUCAUGACAUUGGGCCACUUAUAAUAAGUGUAUUGAUGACAAGAACAUGUGUGCUGUGAAUCUUGUAUGUGGAAAAAAAUUAUGGUGCUGUUUCUAAAAUGUUGCUCAAAAAAUUUGCUAUUAAACUAUCAAUAAAUAGUGGAAAUUUAAGUACAAGUUGAUAACAUGUUUAUCAAACAAUUGCCAAUUAUUCAAAAUAACGAUUACAUUUUACUAUUUAGUGUCAUAACCAAGAUGUGAUAUUUUUGUGUGCCCUUAAGUUUAAGUUUAAUCCUUUUAAUUUGCUUCCUGCUGCUGUUUGAGAUUGUUGUUAAUUGUUACUUGAAUGAGAUUGAUAGAAAUGUGUGGAAAUGUCGAAGUACACAAGUACAUGCAUUAUGUUAUCAUUGCAAAGCCAAAGUACAUGUACUUUUAUAGUAUCUUUGGCACCUAUGGUAUGUAUGGCAGUACAUAUUGUUGUCUAUAAUUCUUCCUGGCAUCAACAGACAAAG